Molecule: messenger RNA, 1579 nt
Organism: Branchiostoma floridae (Florida lancelet)
Lineage: Eukaryota; Metazoa; Chordata; Leptocardii; Amphioxiformes; Branchiostomatidae
Exons: 2
Coding region: 40-906 (288 amino acids)
Source: RefSeq, a predicted model, not a curated record
GGUGCUUUACGUUGUAUAGGACGAUGUGGCUCAACUCUGAUGUGUAAAUGUAUGGACGUGGUCAAUGACGUGCAGGCCGUAUCAGAACCUGACAUCUUCACUCUGGUCUAUACAUUCAAGCGUGCAACUAGAGAUGUCCUAUUAACCUCUACGGAAAGUGAAGAGAUCAUCAUGUUGCUGAGAUGCAGCGUCAUCCUGCUGAACUUCUACUUCCUACAAAAGAAUCCGCAAAAGACAGUCAUCUGUUACAAGCUGCGAAGUGAAGCUGUCUUCGUCGCUGACCUCAUCCAGAAAGCUGCUCCUGCUUCAAAGACAAUCUUUAUGUACAGAGACCUUCCCGGCUUCUAUGACUCUUACCUUAAUCUAGAAUUCAGUGGCAGCUAUUGGCGCUACCUUUUUGAGACCGCACUGCGAUUCGAUCUGUUCUUCCGAGUCCCAACAACGAAGAUUGAAUAUCAAAGUGUCAGAUGUGCUAUUGAGCAUUCAAGCAUGAUCACAUGUCCGGUUACACACGGUAUUCCUUUCUUUUACGUUGCGCUUUGGAUUUUACAGAUGCAAAAAGCAUUUGAUCUCAUUCAAGAAGAUUCCACAAAUUUCUUCCAUUCGUGCCUCACGUUUAACCAACUCUUGGAACACAAAGAACGAAUCGUCCUCAAGGUUCUAGAGAAACUUGAUGUGGAUGUUCCAUCUGAUUUUGACGGUUCCAAGAUCAGAGAGAUUUUUGGUGUUGAUAGUCAGAAAGGUAGCGCCAUGCAGAGUGAGAGAAGGAAGGGGAACAAGAUAAGAAGUUCCUGGGUGGGUUCCUGGGAGAGGAAUCUCUUCUCAACUGUUCUGGGACAUUUUAACGGAGAUGUCGAUGAGCCAGAUUUUAUCAUGCCAAAUACUGUGACUAUGACUAUCGAUUAACAGCCUCCAAAAACAUUUUAGUACACUAUUCCGUAAACCAAUAUCGUCCAUUAUAUUGGAAUAUUUUUGUUGAAUCAAUCUUACCUCAAUCUGAACAUUAUCCUAAGCUCUGACGUACUCAUGUUCCCAUCUUACACGUGGUGAGCUAGUUGGUGAUUCUAAUAUGGAUAAAGUUAAUGCAUAGCCCUAAUUUUGAGUUUGGCUCAAAUACACUGAUCCAGCUAUCUAUACUAGUCGUUAACGUGUAAAUUAUAGGAUGUGAACAUUGUUAGUUACUAGAGGAAGUGUGAGGCAAACGGGCACAAACCUCUUUGCAGAAAGAUUGGUGGCAUCAGCUCAGAUAUAACAGAUUUCAGAUAAGAUGCUUGUAUAGAAUAUCUAUUGUCUCAUCCAACGUGAUACAACUGAAUUUGGUAAUGACACACCUAUUGCUGUCCUGAUAUAUUUUGUGCAACCUAUAAAUGAAACAAGCCAUUUGAGUGAGAUACUUCCCCGUUUGUUUGCAGAUAUCAACUUUCUUUGAACUAACGUGUAAUUCUGACAUUUUGGCUCCUGUGAUAGCAUUUGGGCUUUUCCUAUGAUCAUUUCUGUUCAGCCCUUGCGCCCCCAUCAAACGUAAACUAUAGGUAACUAGAAUUCGACGACCUCAUACAGCCAUGAAAUAUCUAAAGCU